AUGCCUAUGGAGAAACCAGAAUGGAAGGAGGUCGGUGGGCCGGACAGUUGGAAUAUACCCCCAGGGGAAUUCACAGUGUUUGGAACGGUCUGGGUCUGGCCCGAGCACGCCGAACACGUCAACAUACUCUACUCCAAGAUCACUAGCGUCGCCCUAGCAGAUCCGGGGACAGUCUACUACUGCAUUUCGAGGGAUCAAGAUGAUCCUGCCGUCUUUCACUUUUUCGAACGAUACCAGGACAGGGCGUCCUUCGAUGCACAUAAUGAACAUCCUUUGGUCAAGGAAUUGCUCGCGAGCGGUUGGACCAAAGACAUCAAGGCGGUGUUCGCGAAGGCAGUAGAGGGACAAUGA
Messenger RNA from Kockovaella imperatae, 351 nucleotides. RefSeq lists its product as hypothetical. The coding region runs from base 1 to 351 and encodes 116 amino acids. NCBI's taxonomy places the organism in Eukaryota, Fungi, Basidiomycota, Tremellomycetes, Tremellales, Cuniculitremaceae. The transcript is spliced from 2 exons. The record is from RefSeq and is a predicted model, not a curated record.